UUGUUAGAACAUGAAGCAUUACUUAUUGUUGGACAAACAAUUCCAAUAGAAAAUUUGGAAUAGAACUUUAAUCAGUUUUCAUUCGGAAUCAAACUUCGAACACUUUUUAUUUUGAAAGUAAAAUUUAUACAAUUCCUCUUGAAAAUUCAUAUGCCUGAUGGGAAUUAAUGCUCACCAUGGAAGUCAACUCCUAAGAGUCUUCCAUUCGGGGCCAUUAGCUUGUUGAUUAGGGGCUUAAUUUAGUUGCCAUUGGCAUUGUAUGAUCAGAACUGGAAAUCAAGCAUCAUGGCUUGUUCCCUUUGGCUAGAACAAUUCAUCCUUUCAGCCAUUGUUAUGCUCAUUAUCUCUCCCAAGAUCACGGCCCAACAACCCACAUACCGCUACCACAUCUGCACAAACACCUCAACUUUCACUCCCAAUUCUGCCUUCCCGAAAAACCUCAAUGCUACUCUCUCUUCUCUCCUCUCAAAUGCCACCCUCUCCAAUGGAUUUUACAACACCAGCAGUGGUGCCCUGCAGGGCCCUGAUGCAGCCAAUGGCCUCUUUCUUUGCAGAGGAGACAUCUCUUCUAGUUUAUGCCAAAUUUGUGUCAAGGCCUCUUGUGAAAAUAUCAUAACCCUUUGUCCAAACCAGAAGGAGGCCAUUAUAUGGUAUGAUGAGUGCAUGUUGAGAUACUCAAACAGAUCCAUUUUUGCAGAUAUGGAAGAACAGCCUGGUGUUUAUCUGUGGAACAUAAACAAUGCUUCAAAUCCAAGUCAGUUUAAUGAGGCUUUGGGUGAUUUGAUGGGCAGUUUGGAGAAUAAGGCUGUGGGUUCUAGCAAAUUUUUUGCAACUGAAGAUGUUAGUUUGACAACUUUUAGUAGGCUAUAUGGACUGGUGCAAUGCACUCCUGACAUUUUUCCAUUAGACUGCAGGACGUGUUUGGCUAAUUGUGUUAGGGAGAUUCCUAGUUGUUGUAAUGGGAAGCAAGGAGGUCGAGUUUAUAAGCCCAGCUGCAACAUCAGGUUUGAAGUUGCCCCCUUUUACACUGAGGCCUCUCAACCACCGCCUUCUCCUUCUACAAACGCCACUCCUCCAUCAUCACCUUCACCUUCACCACCACCAGCAACGUUGACAAAUUCCGGAGGAAAUAGGAAGAUCUCCUCGGAGACAAUUAUCACAAUUACAGUCCCUGCAGCCGUUGUUUUCAUAAUAAUUUUAUCCGCUUCAUGCUACUGCCUCCUCAGAAGAAAAGAGUACCAAAUUGCAAAUGAGGGAAAUGGUGGAAAUGAAAUUUCAGUGGUGGAAUCUUUACAAUUUGACUUGCAUUCCAUUCUUGCCGCCACAUGCAAUUUCUCUGAAGGAAACAAGAUUGGUGAGGGUGGAUUUGGCAGUGUGUACAAGGGUACACUGCAUAAUGGACAGAUGGUAGCUAUUAAGAGGCAAUCAGAAAGCUCAGGUCAAGGUUUAGAAGAAUUCAAGAAUGAGGUUGCCUUGGUAGCCAAGCUUCAGCACAGAAAUUUAGUGAGGUUACUGGGAUUUUGUGCUGAAGAAGGGGAGAAAAUACUUGUCUAUGAAUUUGUGUCCAACAAAAGCCUUGAUUACUUCCUUUUUGAUCUUGAAAAACAACGACAAUUGGAUUGGUUAAUGCGAUGCAAGAUUAUAGGAGGAAUUGCUCGAGGACUCCUAUAUCUUCAUGAGGAUUCUAGGCUCAGGAUUAUACAUCGUGACCUCAAAGCUAGUAAUGUUCUGUUGAAUGAGGAUAUGAACCCAAAGAUAGCAGAUUUUGGCAUGGCAAGGAUUUGUGGGGUGGAUCAAAGUCAAGGAAAUACAAACAGAAUUGUUGGCACAUAG
Mangifera indica (mango) is the source of this 1833-nucleotide messenger RNA. Its product is annotated as cysteine-rich receptor-like protein kinase 25. The record is from RefSeq and is a predicted model, not a curated record. The transcript has 5 exons. NCBI's taxonomy places the organism in Eukaryota, Viridiplantae, Streptophyta, Magnoliopsida, Sapindales, Anacardiaceae. The coding region runs from base 286 to 1833 and encodes 515 amino acids. Gene Ontology annotation, molecular function: protein kinase activity; ATP binding. Gene Ontology annotation, biological process: protein phosphorylation.